GAUAAGUGCCAAGUAUCACUGGGUGCGGGGUCCGUUUCCUGCUGUUGAAGAGGAUUAUGUGCAGGGCUCUUUUAUGCAAAGUCAUUGCCGCGUAGUCAGAAUCCUUUGUUCUGAUCAACUGCAGAAAAUCCACACCUUACGAGUUGAGUACGCUGUGAGCACCUCACUCCCUCUCAGUCGGCGCACACCAUGGCUCAGACAGUCAAGUCCUUCUACGAUCUCAAUGCUGUUACCUUGGACGGCGAAAAAGUGGACUUUAAUAGCUACAGAGGUAGGGUGGUGUUGAUCGAGAACGUCGCUUCUCUCUGAGGCACGACCACGAGGGAUUUCACCCAGCUCAACGAGUUGCAGAGUCGCUAUCCGCACCGCUUCGUUGUACUGGGCUUCCCUUGUAAUCAGUUCGGCUUCCAGGAAAACUGCCAGAAUGUGGAGAUACUUAAUAGUCUGAAGUUUGUCCGACCUGGAGGUGGCUUCGAACCCCAAUUUACCAUGUUUCAGAAAUGUGAAGUUAAUGGUGCUGGUACGCAUCCUGUCUUUGCAUUCCUGAAGGAGAAGCUGCCUAUUCCUGAUGAUGAUCCGACAUCCUUAAUGAAAGAUCCCAAAUACAUAAUGUGGAGCCCUGUCUGCCGAUCAGAUAUUGCCUGGAAUUUUGAGAAGUUCCUCAUUGGACCAGAAGGAGAACCUUUUAAACGCUACAGUAAAGCAUUUGAAACCAUCCAGAUUGAACCUGAUAUCAAAAGAUUACUGAAAGUAACCAAGUAGAGUUAUAGAGAACCCAAGUAACCAGAUUUCUCCAGAUUUACAUUUUACUACUCAUGAGAAAAUUGCAUAUUCCCAAAUUGGCCUAAACUUCUACAAACCUGAAGAAACAAAAUUUAGACUUUUUACACAUUUUUAAAAACUGCACACAUACCUAAGAGCCAAUUCCAGAGCAGAAUUCUUCAAGUUUGCCUUUCCCUCUCCUGCAGGACCGAUGACUGAUUAUACUUGUGUUCUAUUUUCUACGCUGGUGUAGUUUUUGAAAAACGCUUUCAAAACAAAACUUCCUGAGGGCUCAACUCAAUGUUAGAAUGACAUGUUAUAAUUCUUUGUAUCAUGUUGAUUAUUGGGUAUUUUUACACCAUGACAUUCUUGUAAUACUUCCUCACUUUUCAUCUGGAAUUCUCAAAAGGCUCUUUAGCUGAACUGACUAUAAUCUGAGAUUUAGUUUUGUGCAUUCCUAAGUGUGCAGUCACAAAACUUAAGUCGCCAAAAAGGCUUAAAAAUUACCUUCAAUGCAAAAUUAAUUUAGAUCUCUGAAUAUUUCCUGUCACUAAUUAGCCAAGCACUGUGGCAUUUACAAGUUGUUCUUCAAAAGUAAAUUGGGACUUUUUGUCUAAAUUUGUGGAUGGUUUUGAGAAAUCUGUACAGUUAAACAUUCUUGGAAGUUACCUGAAACAGUUCUUCUGGUCUUCAGAACUUUACAGAAUGAAGAUGUUCUCCUAAACCUUAUCGGGAGGAUAUCCGAUAACAUAGAAAGUUGCUGAAUUUGCUGGAUGUUACUGUUUGUGACUUCUUGGAAUUGUAUCUCAAAAAUCAGUAAUAAAAACUGCCUGAAAGCAAACAAAA
Messenger RNA from Hypanus sabinus (Atlantic stingray), 1608 nucleotides. It is a transcript of the gene gpx2, whose product is annotated as glutathione peroxidase 2. Gene Ontology annotation, molecular function: glutathione peroxidase activity. Gene Ontology annotation, biological process: response to oxidative stress. The transcript has 2 exons. Lineage: Eukaryota; Metazoa; Chordata; Chondrichthyes; Myliobatiformes; Dasyatidae. The record is from RefSeq and is a predicted model, not a curated record.